ACGGGGUGGGGGCGUUUCAUCACUGCAGAAACCGAUACAGCUGCUUUCAAGGAGUAAUUAGAAAGGGUUUAAAGCCUUCUUUAUUAUUUAUAAGGAUGAAUGGAAAUGAAAGGUCACACAGAUAUAUCUGGGUGGCUAUUACGCCUGUAUUUUAAAGGGCUGUGGGGUGGUCGUGAAGGGUUGUUUUUGGUUUUUUUUAAUGGUUGUUGUGUUUUGUCUUGUGAGUUGAAAAACGCGAUUAACUGCUUUAGGUUGAUGUGUUGAAAAAAAUUGUAGUUCCGGUGGAAAUCCCACUUGUUAGCAUGAAUAUAGCUAGUCUUAAAUUAGUGGGCUUCUGCCAAUCUCUCAGUUGUUUCUUACUUCUGGUCAAGAUUAUGUUUGUAGCACAGGCGUGUGAGUAAUUUGAGCAAAAUUCAGCCCUCAGUGUAUAAAGUCAUUUGUAUUUGUGUGUGGUUUAGAAUACAUUUACUUUUGAGCAUAGCAGCAGCAAUGAUGGUUCAUAAUGCUCACAUAUGUGGCACUUGCUGUGCAGAUGGUAUUGUAGCUUAUCCAUGUACACACACACACGCACGCUUCACACAUAAUGUGCAGGAAUUACAGCAAACUUCCUCCAGAAUACUGUUCAGUGCUCUGUAAAUGUGUGGCGUUUUUUCCCCCUGGUUAUUUCCUUUGGGGAAAAAAAGCAUGCAUCUUUAUUGAAAUACCUUUGUGUUUCAAGUUGUUGGUCUUACUAAUGUUCCCUAAAUAUUAUUGGAAGAAACAGCUUCCUACUGUCUUAGAGGCGUUUACUGCUGGUCUGUUGCUCUCACAUACAAAUACUUCCACAGAGAAUUUUCUGAGGUUCUCUCCUUUUUCCAAGUCCAACAGGAAGCUCAUUGUAAAGCUUUGCAAUUACUUUUGUGGCAAAAGAGAAUAGACGUUUUUUCCUGCUUUAUUCACACUAUAAAAUCCUGUGCACCUCUGAAGUCUACUUGAGUUCCUUUCAGAAAAUUAAGCUGUAUGGAAUCAUGUUUAAUGUUGUAAGUGACGGGCAUAUUUUGUUAUGUUGGCAGAUAUUGUAUAAACAUUUACUCUGGCUUAGAUAAAAACAAAUUGCCAGCUUAGUGCUCUGAUUCCUUCUCUAUAUAAUUAUGAACUUCAGCAGUUUUUGUGUUAACUAAUAUAAAGCUCGGGGUUUUUUUAAAUCGGGAAGGAAAAGUUUGUAGUAAGAAUUUAUUAGGAUUCUGAAUUAUGUAGCUCAGAUUUGUUUUCAGAAAGGCAGCCAAAAAAGUAUAACCCAGAGGCUCUACAUUGGUUUAUUUAACCAGCUUCUCACUUUCAUCUGCACCUUUAGUUAGUGAACCUUCCUCCCCCAUAUCCUGCAGUCUGUCACUACCUGCUCUCCUUUAUGGUGAGAUGCAACAGAGAUAACAUCAUUUUCUAAAUGUGCUUUGUGUGAUGCAGGAGUGUGUGCCAGGAAUACAGUGAUGGCCCUGUCAAAGCUCCACGAACCAGCUGCGUGGCUGCGGGUUUUCCCCCCAGCCUCUCGCGCCCUUUGAGCUGGACCAUCUGAACGUUUCUGGGAAUGGCUGAGCUGACUGUUAGAGCAGAUAUUUUAGCCCUUGGAACCACUACAACUUUGCUGUCUAUUUAUGAAGAGCACAUUUAGAUGGAAUGCUUAAUUAUAGAUGGAAUUCACUCGAUGUUGAUCUUUGAUCCAGUCGGUCCUGUCAUGAGAGGUGUGUGAAGGAAAAGUCCACCUUGGAAGUUCAGUUCAAAGUGUAUGUUAGGCAUUUGUAAUAAUGUAUCUUCUGGUCUUACUGCAGUUGAUCACAUUCAGAUUUCAGUUCUGAAUUCUUAUGGGGUUUUAAUUCUUUCAAAACAUUAGUGCACUUAACGCAGGACUCGGUAUCCCCUGAAGUCAGGUGUAGCCAGUUAGAUGGACAGAACCUGCAUGGAAAUGUUGAAAUGCUAUGUUUGUUUGUCCUUCUGAAAAAUAAAAAGCAAUUUGAAAUAUUAAAUCAGGUGGAGAUUGGGGAUGGAUAUGGUCAGUUUUCAUCAGGUGUAGAAAAGUGGUAUGACUGAGACUGUUUCAGUUCCAGUCUUUUUUGGUAAGAUAAAGGAAACAGGUACUUCAACAGCUUCUGUGCCUGUAUAAGCUUAUGUGGAGCCUACUUAUGUUUCAGUCUCUGAUAUUUUUCAAGGCUUAGACUGUGUGUUUGCUAACUGAAGAGAGGAGAUGAUGGCUGAUUGCAUACUCAUAUGUUAAACAUACCUCUAAUUCCAGAUUGAUAAAAUCAGAUACCUUUCCACUUGAUAAAGUAACAAUUUGCUCCACAAGUAAUUAAGAAAAGAUGGAAUAAGGCAUAUUACUGGCAUUGGGUAGUACAAGUUAUUUUCAGUCGUAGCAACUCUGUAUGUAAUUAAAACAGUUCAAAUGUUGCUUUCGUCAAAACUGCUGCUCGAACAGAUGAUCCCUUCUUAUGCAUCUGAUAAGCUACUGCAGUUACUGUUAAAAUCCAUCUAAGCCAUUUUAUUAAGCUGUUAUUUGUUCUGUGAAUAGCUGCCAGCCUUGAGUUCAAAAGAAAGUGGGUUCUGAUUUGUUCCCGUGUCACAUGGAAGAGGUGUGCAGUGAGAAUAGUGUUACUGCCCUUCCGAUGCUGUUCGUGGAGCUCUGUGUGUUGUCUGCCAUAGGCUGCUUUCCCUCGUCGUGGCUUGACUGUAAUUACAGUACAGCUAAUAUCAGAAGUUGGUUCAGUUUAUUCAGACAGGAAGACUGUUGAAUUGUCCCACUUCCAAAGUCAAAUGUUUGUGUUAACCACAGAGAUCAAAUCUGUCGUGCAUAUAUACAACAUAUGAGUAGUAUUGAUUUCCCUAACUUUUCUUUUCCAUUCGGCUUUUGUUAACUAACCCAGAUUAGCAUUUUAACAACCCUGAAGUGAACUUCUGCCAUUCUCCCUGCUUGGACAGUGUGUGUAGACCAUCCAUCAUCCUGUCCUUGGCCACAACAGGCUACUGGCUCCAUAACCAUUUGGAGCUACACAGAAACCACCCGACUGUGAACAGCACAGCUGGCUACAGCAAUUUUUUCUUCCACACCACUGGCAGCAUUGUCUGGCUAUGGUAACUAAAGUUAACAUCCAGAACGUGAAGUUUCUUUCAUUCUGGUGCCCCUGCCCAGCCCCACUGCAGCUCGGUGUGCACACCUGCAGAAGGAAGGGCUGCAAAAUAGCUGGGAGGAGUGAGGCAACUGCCGGACUCUUGCUUUUCAAGGCUCCAGUUUGGAGACAGCAACCUGUUGUUUGGAGUGGGAUGACAUUAACUCUGUCCAUACUCAAGAGGCAGCUUGCUGGCUGCAUCCUGUGUGUGCUCAGUGUGUAGACCAGGGUGAGCUUGGGAAGUGCCAGCUACAGAAACAGAACUUGCCACUUUAACUUAGCCACACAAACUGCCAAGGAGCACAGAAAGAAAUGGAGAAUUUCGGCUGUGUAUUUCACACAUUCUUGUAGAAGCCUUUUUAGUUCCACAACGGAAACCAUGUGAUUUCACAGGAUCUGUGCCCAGACUCUAAUACUUGCUACAGAUGCUUUCCUUGGUUUGUUUUGCAGAUCUAUGAAUGCAGUAAGAAAGAAGUUGUUACAGGAUUUGUUGUUUUAAUUCUGACGUGUGCUUUGAAUGGCAGGUAACCAGCAGGUGAAUGUACUUGUGACUCUAUGCUAAUUUUACUUGUUGAGAUUUUUGCAUAAUUUAAAUAAAUUGGCCUAGCAUGGCUGUCUGUCAUGUGUGAGCCACUGCUUUCUUGCUAGAAGAGAACUUUUGCUUUCAAGAGCAAAGGAGGUCAAGAGGUAUUAGUGGGAGGGGAGGGGCUUGGUGGGAGUGGAGGAGGAAAGAAGUGGUGGUGGAAGAGGAGGAGCAAGGAGCUCAGGCAAGCAAGUGACAUUUGUUCUGUCCAGAAUGGUUACAAACCUUGUAAACGAAAUCAGUCCCUGGACAGCUUUGAUUUAUAUUCUCACACAGCAGAUUGGCCUUGGUCUGCCUGACCUUGGUAACAUAACAGAGGUCGUAUUUGCACACAGAGACUCUCCCUGCAAAACGGUUUGUUGUUGCCGUUACUUUUUUUUUUUAACCGUUACAUCUAAAGAGCCAAAUUGCAGCUCAGUUUCUGAGUGGAUGGGCACUGGGAAAACACAGAAUGAAAGGGAUGGGUCCUGUUCCACAGUGGAUGGUUUAAAAGAAGAGAUGGCACAUGGAUACAGUCGGGCAGUGGCCUCUAGAAGCAGGAGAGCCGUGUUGACCUGCAUAAUCAGAGGCUGUGCUGCUGCACAAGCCACCUAAACAUCGCCGAGCUGCGUGUGUCGGGGAAAGGGGGCACCAGGGGGCACGCACGCUUUGGCAUCAGAGGCAAAGGGGAGCUUUGAAGAGGGCCCGAGAUGAGAAUGAGGAGUUAAUUGGCAGAUGCCUGCUAGGGGGCUCUUCAAGUGUGUGAGGGACAGCAGGGAGGCAAACACAGAGUUGCUCAUCUAGAAAGGUAACGAGUGAGUGGUGGGGAGCAGCAUCACAGACUGGCUGCCCACCAGCGGCGGGAGUGAAGCCUCAGAAGAGAUGAGAGCUGAUCAGGCGGUCACUCAGCUCAGCUAUUACUGCAACAAUAGGCUUUUCUUAAUGUGAGCUACACAGUUCAUCUUUAUUUUUCCAAAUGGUCAUGGCAGCUGGGACUCAGCUUUCUCGAGCAGUGGUAAGGUACCAGCUCACGCCUAUGUUGGGUAGGGCCUUCCUCAGAGCUUUGUUGUGGUGUGAAACAAAAGGUAUUUCCCUCAAGUGCUGCUGCCGGGCAGGGACUGCAGCACCAGCACAAAGUGUUGCUGCUAUUUCUGUGUCGGUCUGUCAUGACAGAUGCACUUGGGGGUUUAAAAGAAAAUCUUCAUGCUUGUAUGUCAAGCCCUUGUUUAUGCUGUGCCUCUGUUUAGGUAUUCCCUUCCCAUGUUGUGUGAACCCCUACGUGUCCCAUCGGGCUGUGUAACCAUUGUGUUUUGGGAGACCACAGAGAAGAAAAAUGUGUAUUUAAUUUUAAAAAAUCCUCCAUGUAUAGGUAAGGCGAAGUAUUGAAAUUUUAGAUGGCACUUGAAUGUAGCCCAGCGUGAGGGAGCGUGGCUCUGCCUGUUGGUGUGAUGGUAGCCAAAGCAAGAAGGGGCUGUGUAGGCAGCGUGUGUGUUCCCUGAGCAGUGCAGAGGAGUGAAAUACUGGUGGGUCAGGGCCCUGUGGAAACAACUUGAACCAGCCAACCUGGAAGGCAGGAGAGGCCCUCUGGCUCUUCAAUAGUUGUCCAAGAGCCAGCUUUGGCACCCCUUGCAAAUAUAGCUCUUUUGUGUAUUGCCACCUGGGGACGAGUGCUGAAGAGAAGGGAGCAGAUAACAGAGGAAAAGCAGUAGUGGGAAAGCUGUCAACAGUGAGUGAACAAUGUCCCCAGGUGUCUCAUGAAAGGAGUAAUAAGGGAGGGGGGAAAUAAUCUUGCAGAGUUGAAUGGUUUCCUUCAAUUUGCAAACUUCUCUCUGUGACAGUUUCUUUAACCCAGCACGUGUUUAUCAAAGAUUAACACCGAAAAGCCAGUAAUUUGUUUUUGCUCAGUAAAUCAUAUUUUCUUCAUAAAGUAAAAGCUGUGUGGAUAUUUUUAGCAUUAUGUAGGUUUUUUUUAUUGAUGAUAACCUCAGACAAAAAUAAUCAAAUCUCAUGCUUUGGGGAUUAAUCUGAUUUCCUGCAAGGGUAUGGAUAGAAUUUUUUAUUUUUUUUUGUCUUGCAUACCACUAUACAAGUUUUACUGUGAGAGUGGAUUAUGGCUUUUCCUCCCCCUAAAGCAUCACGUUUUCAUCCUGACCAAAAACAUAACAAACACUGCUCAUGGCUGUACAGUGGUCUUCAGCAGCAAGCCGUGCCAGCAGAAACCUAAAUGUUUGGUGCAGAUGGGUAAGAAAAAUUGACCUGCAGACGUCAAUAGUGUAGGGGGUAGUUGAGCAGUGCUGUCACCUGUCCCCAGCCAUGAGGCGCCCGGUGCUCUGUGCCUUGGUGACGCUGCUGAGCCUGUCCCGCUGCCGGGCCGUCAGUUUCCCCGAAGACGAGGACCCCAUCAAUGUCGUGGACUACCACUAUUCAAGGCAAUAUCCAGUAUUUAGAGGACGCCCUUCAGGCAAUGAAUCUCAGCACAGACUGGACUUCCAACUAAUGUUGAAAAUUCGAGACACACUUUAUAUCACUGGCAGGGACCAGGUUUACACUGUAAAUUUAAAUGAAGUUCCAAAAUCAGAAGUUGUCCCAAGCAAGAAAUUAACAUGGAGAUCAAAGCAGCAGGACAGAGAGAACUGUGCUAUGAAAGGCAAACAUAAAGAUGAAUGCCAUAACUUCAUUAAAGUCUUUGUUCCAAGAAACGAUGAGAUGGUGUUUGUCUGUGGAACAAAUGCAUUUAACCCUAUGUGCAGAUACUAUCGGUUGAAUACAUUAGAGUAUGAUGGGGAGGAAAUUAGUGGUUUGGCAAGAUGCCCAUUUGAUGCCAGACAAACCAAUGUCGCCCUCUUUGCUGAUGGAAAAUUGUAUUCAGCAACAGUAGCAGAUUUCCUGGCAAGUGAUGCUGUUAUUUAUCGCAGCAUGGGGGAUGGAUCUGCCUUAAGAACAAUAAAGUAUGACUCCAAAUGGAUAAAAGAACCACACUUCCUCCAUGCCAUAGAAUAUGGGAAUUAUGUUUAUUUCUUCUUCCGAGAAAUUGCUGUAGAGCACAACACUUUAGGCAAGGCUGUGUAUUCCCGUGUGGCACGCAUCUGCAAAAAUGACAUGGGGGGCUCCCAAAGGGUCCUGGAGAAGCAUUGGACAUCCUUUCUGAAAGCUCGGCUCAACUGCUCAGUUCCUGGGGAUUCAUUCUUCUACUUUGAUGUUCUGCAGUCUAUCACAGACAUAAUAGAAAUCAAUGGAGUGCCCACUGUUGUGGGUGUAUUCACCACACAGCUCAACAGCAUCCCUGGUUCAGCAGUGUGUGCUUUCAGCAUGGAUGACAUAGAGAAAGUCUUCAAAGGGAGAUUUAAAGAACAAAAGACUCCUGACUCUGUUUGGACAGCUGUACCUGAAGACAAAGUACCAAAGCCAAGACCUGGCUGCUGUGCAAAGCAUGGCCUAGCAGAGGCUUACAAAACCUCCAUUGAUUUCCCAGACGAAACGCUCUCCUUCAUCAAAUCUCAUCCGUUGAUGGACUCAGCUGUUCCCUCAGUCACUGAGGAGCCCUGGUUUACCAAAACACGUGUCAGAUACAGAUUGACAGCAAUUGCUGUAGACCACGCUGCUGGACCCUACCAGAACUACACAGUCAUAUUUGUUGGCUCCGAAGCAGGAGUAGUACUUAAAAUCUUGGCAAAGACCAGGCCUUUUUCUUUGAACAACAGCAUAUUACUGGAAGAGAUUGAAGCAUAUAAUCAUGCAAAGUGUAAUGCAGAAAGCGAGGAGGACAGAAGAGUCAUUUCCCUCCAGUUGGACAGAGACCACCAUGCUCUGUUCGUGGCAUUCUCCAGCUGCGUCGUUAGAAUUCCCCUGAGUCGCUGUGAGCGUCACGGGUCAUGUAAAAAGGCCUGUAUUGCUUCACGGGACCCGUACUGUGGCUGGUUAGACCAUGAGACAUGUGGCAGAGUGACACCAGGCAUGCUGUUCUCUUUGUUUGUUUCAUACAACCACAGCACUGGAGGAUACGUACAAGAUGUCGAGUAUGGCAACACGGCACAGCUUGGGGACUGCCAUGAAAUUUUGCCUACUACAGCUACACCAGAUUACAAAAUAUUUGGCGACCCAACAUCUGACAUGGAGUUCUCCUCAGCUUCCAUUACCACAAUGGCAAGUAUCCCAGUUAUAUCACCUAAAGUGAUUGGUUCCUGGAAACCUAAAGUGACUGGCUCUCGGAAAUUUGUAGUUCAAGAUGACCCAAACACUUCUGAUUAUUCUGAUCCAUUAUCAGGUGUCCCAAAGGGUGUGAGGUGGGAAGUACAAUCAGGAGAGUCCAACCAAAUGGUACAUAUGAAUGUCCUAAUCACUUGUGUCUUUGCUGCUUUUGUCCUGGGAGCCUUUAUUGCGGGAGUGGCCGUUUACUGUUACCGGGAUAUAUUUGUACGGAAAUCCAGGAAAAUACACAAAGAUGCUGAAUCGGCUCAGUCCUGCACUGACUCCAGCGGGAGCUUUGCCAAACUGAAUGGGCUGUUUGACAGCCCCGUCAAGGAGUAUCAGCAGAACAUUGAUUCACCCAAACUGUACACAAACCUGCUGACCAGCAGAAAGGAGCUGCCUCCAAACGGCGAUACCAAGUCCAUGAUGAUGGACCACAGGGGACAGCCUCCAGAAUUAGCUGCACUUCCAACUCCUGAAUCUACCCCGGUCCUUCAACAAAAGACUCUGCAGGCUAUGAAAAGUCAGUCGGACAAAGCGCACGGUAACCUCAAUGCUUCACGAAAGGAAACCCCGCUAAAAAGCCCUCAGUUUUUUCCUUCUAGUCCUCCACCCCACUCUCCUCUAAGUCACGGACAUAUUCCCAGUGCUAUUGUUCUUCCCAAUGCUACCCAUGACUACAACACAUCUUUCUCAAAUUCUAAUGCGCACAAGGCGGACAAAAAGAUGCAACAUAUUGAUCAUCCGCUUACAAAAUCAUCCAGCAAAAGAGACCACAGGAGAUCUGUUGAUUCCAGGAACACCCUGAAUGAUUUUCUGAAACACUUAAAUGAAACUACUAAUAAUCCCAAAGCAAUUAUGGGAGAUAUUCAAGUGGCCCACCAGACAUUAAUGCUGGAUCCGAUGGGCAAUAUGUCUGAGAUCCCACCUAAGGUUCCCAACAGGGAGGCGUCUUUAUACUCUCCUCCAUCGACUCUGCCGAGAAACAGUCCCACAAAACGAGUGGAUGUUCCCACCACUCCUGCAGUACCAAUGACCUCUUUGGAAAGGCAGAGGGGUUAUCACAAAAAUUCUUCACAGAGGCACUCAAUAUCUGCCCUUCCUAAAAACUUGAACUCACCAAAUGGUGUUUUGUUAUCCAGACAGCCAAGUAUUAAUCGUGGGGGGUACAUGGCUCCCACGGCAGGCACUAAGAUGGACUACAUGCAAGGGACGCCUGUCAGCGUUCACCUCCAGCCUUCCUUGUCCAGGCAAAGCAGCUACACGAGCAAUGGCACCCUGCCUCGCACAGGAAUAAAGAGGACACCCUCCCUAAAACCUGACGUGCCACCAAAACCCUCAUUCGUCCCUCAGACGACACCAGUCAGACCACUGAACAAAUACAGCUACUAGGACACGUCUGUGCUAAAAUGAGUGGGGCACUGACCUGUACAGGUUGUGAAAUGAUGUUGUGGUAGACACAUAAGACAGAGACUUGCUUGUUACUGAGGAGAACAAAGUGGCCAAAGAAACUGUCUUUACUUGAGCAACAUCUGUGUCUUGCCACAUGUAGCCGUAGCAAGACUUCAUGUACUUGCUACAGGCAAACACAAAAAAAAACAAAGGAAAGUGCUGGUCAUUACAUUUCUUUUGUUUGGAGCUAAGGAGACAUGUAGCACAACGGGGUGGGGGCUACGUUACUGUUCUUAAUAGCUAAACAACGGUUGUUGGGAAAAAAUCAGUAAGCAAAUACUUGAAAAAUGGGUUCCAUUUUAGACUGCCAUUUAGUGUGGUCAUUCCCAUUAAAUGUGAACAUUUUACUAUGUAUGCAUUCACCUUGCCUCUUGCACAAAUGUCAGAAAAUGGUAAUGUCUCAAUGAAUAGCUGGGUUAAUAAUCAAUUUGCUGGAAUUAAGUCUCUGGCCCAACUGUAGCAUUAUUUUUUUCUCUCCAUGUGUGUGGCAUUUUGUUUUUGCCACAGAUAAAGCUGUGCGUGUGUGUGGAUGUGUGUGUGUACUGUACACACUAGGAUGUACUUAGAUUCCCAUUGCAUCUUUUAUGCUAUGGAAUUGUUUACAUUGAGCAUGACUGAACAAACAGAUGACUCUGCCUUCUGCAGCCCGCUGGGCUCAGCCGGAGCCAGCUACGGAUGAACUGCGCAUCUCUGACAGCCUUCUGAGGGGAACGCCUGCAUGAAAGAGUCACCCAGUCAAAGAGUGCAGAUAUGGUUAAUUCUUCAUAACUCUGUUAUGCUGCUAUUGAUUCAGAGCUGUGCAUUUCAAAUCUAGUGUUUUGGGCUGGAACGGGGGAGUUUUACUGUGUUUCCACAGUGCCUCCAUCCAAUACCUGGCCACUGUGAACUUGAGCCCCUGUACUUCUCACCGAGGGCAGCUAAUAGUCAGUUCACUUGGCAAACGCCUGUGUAACUGGAGAAGGUCUCACGUUUUUGUUGCAUUUAAUAACGCCCUACACGCUGAUAGACUCUUGUCAGUAAAAAAGGAGAAACAUUAAUUGGCCUGGCAGAAGCAGUCUGUGAAAACUCAACAGUAGUGCAAUCAAUUUGUUUUUGUUGUGUAAAGUAAGGUUUGUUUUUUUCCAAAGUCAUGCAGGUAAUGACAAUAUUCUGUAAAUAUUAUGUGUGAGUUUACCUGAAUCUGUGCAUUUUGUGCCUUAUUCAUGCAAAUGAUAAAAGUACUAAAAAAAAAUUAAAUCUGUCAAGUGUUCUCACUAUAGCACAUAUCUCCCGAGUGCCAGUUGUAAAACCUCUCAACAGCACCCAAAAAAAAAAGAUAUAAAAUACAAGAAUAAUUAAUGGUAACUAAAGGCAGCCUACAAUCCAAGAAGACAGCAGCAUUAAAUCACCUUACCAUGAUAAACAUUCCACUCCAGCUCUCUGAAGGAUCAAACAGUUAUAAUGUGAAAUCAAAUGAGGUUUCUAGGGUAAUGGAACACCUGCUAAAGUUGUGUAAGCUAUUUAGUAGGGUUUACAGUAUCCACUUGCAGCUGAUGUUCAACACAGAUGGCUAUUUUAGCUUGCAAACUACACACUACCACAUUGUUUAUUGAACAUAACUAUAGAAAUAACCAUGGCAGAGGAAUAUUCAUGAAUUAGUGGGACAAAUAACUGCAACGGGUUUCAGAGACGGUGGAGAUUUAUAUUAUGUGUUUAAAGGGGAGAAAAGGUUAGUCACUAAAAACUGGAUCUCUGUUACAGAACAAAGAAUAAAGGAUAGAAGUAGUCAUUUUUUUCUUGGAAGGCUGUAAGGGACAUUUAUUUCCUGAGACCUCUGGAUCCAAAAAUCAAUGAUCUUUCUUCCUAAACACUUCUGUCUUGCAACUAAAACACUACAGAUUAAUAACUAUUAAAAUGUACUCAGUUGUCAGAAGACACAAACUGAUCCGAAUUCACUUCACAAAUAUUAAUACAGACUUGUGUGACCCGGAAGAUAAAUGUAUGUGAACCCUGAUAACCUCCUGUAACAUUGUGCUGCCUUGUAGAUGGUAAUGUGAGUUCUCUCAGUAUUUAUGUUGAAAUUUCUAACAUUCAACCUAGUCCUUAUUCUGUUAAUUUAAUAAUAAAAGAUGCUUUAUCCAUUUGUGCAAAGGUAAACGCAGAUUGUAUCUUUUUUAAUGGUACGGCAUAAAAAAAGUAACCCUUAAAUGAAGCUGCUCUAUUACUAUAGAGUACUUUAACAUGUAUAGAUAUCUUGUAAACUUGUAUUGUGGAUGUGUAAAUAAUACGUUCUUUGGGUUUUUAACACCGCAUGUAAAGUCAAAAUAAAAUAUUCCCAUGUAGUGAGUGUGAGAUUUCAUUAUUGGUGCAGGUG
Messenger RNA from Motacilla alba alba, 11692 nucleotides. RefSeq names its product semaphorin 6D (gene SEMA6D). The transcript has 19 exons. The record is from RefSeq and is a predicted model, not a curated record. Gene Ontology annotation, biological process: negative chemotaxis; neural crest cell migration; axon guidance. Lineage: Eukaryota; Metazoa; Chordata; Aves; Passeriformes; Motacillidae. The coding region runs from base 6013 to 9279 and encodes 1088 amino acids. Gene Ontology annotation, molecular function: semaphorin receptor binding; chemorepellent activity.